AUGCCUUCCCCAGCAACUCACUCGGAGGAGGAUGCUACGCGCCAUGGCGCAAAGCCGAUAUUCGCCUCGGAGCGCACCAGAGAGGCAACCGCCGCCCCAAAGAUACCAAGCCAAGCUCCUCGCUUUACCCAAUAUUUCCCAUUAGGUUAUAAGGAAGCGUUUAAUCAAUGGUGGGCCACGGUUUCGCCAGCAAUCGCUGAGCAUAAUGUCCUCUCCUUCGUUCCUCACCUCCGCCAGCCUCCCACCCAUACGCAGACGGGAACUUAUGCUACCUCGAGUGAUGAGGCGCCAAUGUCCUAUAACCCUGAUCCCAACCGAGCUGCAACUCCGGUGCGGACAACCUCAAUGAACGACCCAUUCGGGCCACGAUCCUGGCGAUCAAUGAUGGUCCAACUAGAUGGCAAGAACCGAGCCCUGAACGAGUUCUCCGUCGAGAGAGAAGAAGAAGAGGUGGAGGAGAACCUAGUCAUGCUUCACGGAUACGGAGCAGGCCUGGGCUUCUUUUACAAGAACUUCGAGGGCAUAAGCCGCGUUAAGGGCCUGAAACUAUAUGCUCUCGAUAUGCUGGGAAUGGGCCGAAGCACACGGCCACCUUUCAAAGUGAAUGCAAAGGACCAACAGGGCAAGAUUACAGAAGCUGAGAAUUGGUUCAUUGAUGCAUUGGAAGAGUGGCGUGUCCUGCGCAAAAUCGACAAAUUCACGCUUCUCGGACACAGCAUGGGUGGAUAUAUGGCCGUUGCAUAUGCGCUGAAAUACCCAGGCCACUUGAACAAGCUGAUCCUAGCUUCUCCAGUCGGCAUUCCAGCAGAUCCCUACGCAACGAAAGCAGAAAUACCUGACCAGUCUACUAUUGAGAAUGAAGUCCUUCAAGACCAAGAAGAGGACAUUGUAAACAAGCCGUCGAACGGGAGCAAUGGUGCCCGCAACGGCAAGAUGCAAGGAACUGUGGAAUCAACUUCGGACGAUCCACCUCGCCGCCGAAUUCCGAAGUGGGCAAGCUACCUCUGGGACGCCAAUGUGUCCCCCUUCAGCAUUGUGCGUUGGGCAGGACCAUUGGGCCCUCGAUUUGUGUCAGGAUGGACAUCCCGCCGCUUCAGUCACCUCCCAGAAACCGAGGCACAAGCCCUGCACGAGUACGCCUACUCUCUCUUUAGGCAACGUGGAAGCGGCGAGUACGCACUCGCCUAUAUCCUCGCACCCGGAGCAUUCGCGCGUAGUCCUCUGAUCAACCGUAUACAAAACGUGGGCAGGCAACCUCUCGGGCUCUCCAGUGCACCAUCAUCGGCUGCGGAGCCUGUAAAGCGAGAGACUGGCUACCCGGUUAUCAUGAUGUACGGUGAGAAUGACUGGAUGGACGUUGCGGGCGGGCUCGCAGCGGAACAAAAGCUUAAGGAAGCUAAGGCCGCAGCGCUAGCGACGGCGACUCCUCGGGAGAAGCAGGAAGAGCACGGGAGCGCGAGGGUGGUAAUAAUUCAGAAAGCUGGGCAUCAUUUGUAUCUAGACGGGUAUGAGGACUUUAACGAGGUGAUACGGAGGGAGAUGGAGGAGACGAAGCGGGAUCUGAAGAAGCAGAGGGAGCAGAGCGGGGAACUGUAG
Pseudogymnoascus destructans is the source of this 1596-nucleotide messenger RNA. RefSeq lists its product as uncharacterized. Bases 1 to 1596 code for a protein of 531 amino acids. Lineage: Eukaryota; Fungi; Ascomycota; Leotiomycetes; Thelebolales; Thelebolaceae. The record is from RefSeq and is a predicted model, not a curated record. The transcript is spliced from 2 exons. Gene Ontology annotation, cellular component: mitochondrial inner membrane. Gene Ontology annotation, molecular function: A2-type glycerophospholipase activity. Gene Ontology annotation, biological process: cardiolipin acyl-chain remodeling.